Messenger RNA from Labrus bergylta (ballan wrasse), 4613 nucleotides. NCBI's taxonomy places the organism in Eukaryota, Metazoa, Chordata, Actinopteri, Labriformes, Labridae. The record is from RefSeq and is a predicted model, not a curated record.
AAGGGACCUCGGGCGUCACCAUGAGCAGAGCCAGGACCUCCUCGCUACUUUUCUUGUUGAUGGUCAUCUCGACCGUUCUCCCGUCUUUUGCCGCUGGAGGAUCGACUCUCAACUCCAACAACUCCACCAGCAACAAAACCAAAUGUGGAGGAGGUACGGACUGCGUCCCGGGUGUUAUCCUCCCCGUGUGGAAGCCGGAGAACCCGGCCUUCCCAGACCGCCUCGCCAGAGCCACCAUCUACUUCGUGGGGUUGGCGUACAUGUUCUUGGGUGUGUCCAUCAUCGCCGACCGCUUCAUGGCGUCCAUCGAGGUCAUCACGUCCCAGGAGAGAAAGAUCACCAUCAAGAAACCAAACGGGGAGAAGAUCACCACCACGGUGCGAGUCUGGAACGAGACCGUGUCCAACCUGACCUUGAUGGCGCUCGGUUCCUCCGCUCCAGAGAUCCUCCUGUCGGUCGUGGAGGUUUGCGGUCACAACUUUGACGCCGGCGAGCUCGGCCCGAACACCAUCGUGGGAAGCGCCGCCUUCAACAUGUUCGUGAUCAUCGGCCUCUGCGUGUCUGUGAUUCCUGACGGAGAAACCAGGAAGGUGAAGCACCUCCGGGUGUUCUUCGUCACCGCCACCUGGAGCGUCUUCGCCUACACCUGGCUCUACCUGAUCCUGGCGGUCAUCUCUCCGGGCGUGGUGGAGAUAUGGGAGGGGCUUCUCACACUCUUCUUCUUCCCCAUCUGUGUCGGAUUCGCCUACGUGGCCGACCGUCGGCUUCUUUUCUACAAGUACAUGCACAAACGAUACAGAGCGGGGAAACGCAAAGGAGUGAUCAUCGAGACGGAGGGAGAGCCGGAGCUUCCAUCGAAGGUCGACAUCGAAAUGGACGGGAAGAUGCUCAACUUGCACUCGGAGGAGAUGGCGUCUGAGGUGGAUGAGGAGGAGGCGGCCCGCAGAGACGUGUCCCGGAUCCUGAAGGAGCUGAAACAGAAACAUCCAGAGAAGGAGACAGAGCAGCUGAUGGAGCUCGCCAACUACCAGGUGUUAACCACGCAGCAAAAGAGUCGAGCAUUCUACCGCUGUCAGGCGACCCGGAUCAUGACGGGCGCCGGAAACGUCCUGAAGAAGCACGCGGCCGAACAAGCGAAGAGAGCCAAUCAGCACGAGGUCUGCUCCGAGGUCUCAGCGAGCGACUUCUCCUCGAAGGUCUUCUUUGACCCCGGAGCCUACCAGUGUCUGGAGAACUGCGGCAGUGUGGCGCUGAACAUCGCACGCCGUGGCGGAGACCUGGCAAACGUGGUCUCGGUGGAUUACCGGACUGAAGAUGGCACGGCGAACGCCGGCUCGGACUACCAGUUCACGGAGGGAACGAUCGUCUUCAAACCGGGCGAGACCGAAAAAGAAAUCCGCAUCGACAUAAUCGACGACGACAUCUUCGAGGAAGACGAACACUUCCUGGUUCACCUCAGCAAUGUGAGGGUCGUCUCAGAGGACGCCGAGGCAGACGACCACGAGGCGGCGAACCACGUGGACACCCUCGCAGGUUUAGGUCUGCCGUGCACGGCCACCGUCACCAUCUUCGAUGACGACCACGCUGGGAUCUUUACGUUCGAGGAGCCGCUGGUGACGGUGAGCGAGAGCGUGGGGAUGAUGGAGGUGAAGGUGGUCCGGACGUCGGGGGCUCGUGGGGUUGUGGUGCUGCCGUACAAAACCGUGCAGGGGACGGCGAAAGGAGGCGGCGAGGACUUUGAGGACACACACGGAGUCCUGGAGUUUGAGAACGACGAGAUCUUUAAAUUUAUUCAGAUAAAUAUAAUAAAUGAUGAAGAGUACGAGAAGAACAAGAACUUCUUCUUGGAGAUGGGAGAGCCUCGCCUGCUGGAGAUGAGCGGGAGGAAAGCUGUUUUGCUUCAGGAAGUCGGUGGAUUCGUCAAAACAGGCAGAGACGUCUACAGGAAGGUCCAGGGACGAGACCACCCUGCCCCCUCCGCCAUCAUCAACAUCACAGACGAGGGGGGUGAGGAGGUCCUGACCAAGAAGGAGGAGGAGGAGAGGCGGAUUGCAGAGAUGGGCAGACCGACGCUGGGCGAGCACGUCAAAGUGGAGGUCAUCAUCGAGGAGUCGUACGAGUUCAAGAGCACUGUGGAUAAACUCCUGAAGAAGACCAACCUAGCCCUGGUGAUCGGGACCAACAGCUGGAGAGAGCAGUUUGUGGACGCCAUCACCGUCAGCUCCGGUGACGAUGACGAUGAAUGUGGCGAGGAGAAGAUGCCCUCCUGUUUCGACUACGUCAUGCACUUCCUCACCGUCUUCUGGAAGCUUCUGUUCGCCUUCGUUCCUCCCACAGAUUACUGGAACGGCUGGGCCUGCUUCGUCGUCUCCAUCUCCGGCAUUGGCAUGCUGACGGCGGUCAUCGGUGAUCUGGCGUCGCAUUUCGGCUGCACCGUGGGCCUCAAAGACUCGGUCACUGCGGUGGUGUUUGUAGCUUUGGGAACAUCGGUACCAGACACCUUCGCCAGUAAGGUGUCGGCCAUCCAGGAUCAGUAUGCCGACGCCUCCAUCGGCAACGUGACGGGUAGCAACGCUGUAAACGUCUUCCUGGGUAUUGGCGUGGCGUGGUCGAUCGCUGCCAUCUACCACUGGACCCAGGGCCAACCCUUUAGGGUGGACCCGGGAACUCUAGCCUUCUCCGUCACCCUCUUCACCAUCUUUGCCUUCAUCUGCAUCGGCGUCCUGAUCUACCGCCGCCGGCCGGAGAUCGGCGGAGAGCUUGGCGGACCCAAAGUCCCCAAAACCCUGACCACCUGCCUGUUCUUCAGCCUGUGGCUGAUGUACAUCGUCUUCUCCUCGUUGGAGGCCUACUGCCACAUCCAGGGCUUCUAGUAGUUCUUACAGCGUCUGAUGGCUUUCUAAAGGGUCCAGGCGUUCCUGUUCUCACAGGCUCUGAUCAUUUCUGUUCUUAGUCUGAAUGUCUAAAAAGUCUAGAAGAUGAGACAGGUUCUUCAAAGAGAGGUAUCUGUUGGGUUUUUAGUCUACUCUGAUUGGGACUUUUCUUAUUCUAGAUUUCUCUUUUUUUGUUUUCAUUAAGUCUACAAUUAUGCAUUAAAGUGUUAAGUCUGUAAUAAGCCCCUCCCAUUUUAUGGACUUUCCUAGAUUCCAGUAGGCUCUUACACUUUGAAGGGUCUGGAUUAACCUCUGAUGCUGGAGAUACACUUAAGGUUCAACCUUAGGUUCCCAUACACAACCUGCUGCAUCAUAGUUUAAAUUUCUCACAUACUUGGCUCUGCACUCAGAGGAAACCUUUAGUGCAGGGGUUCCCAACCUUUUCAGGUCUUGACCCCCAAAAUAAGGGUGCCAGAGUUUUAGAUAUAAUGUAGAGCACAGUCUGGCACAUGCACUCGUAGGCCUAUCCAAACACUGGUAACACUAAAGUAAUUCUCAUGAAGAGACUUUAUCUGUUACACAUGAAUUGAAAUAGAAUCACUUUUCUAUUUAUAUUUCACGACCACCUCGCUCUUGGUGGCUCAGUGAUGGUUUAUACGUCCGCAAAUCUGUGUAUUGUGUUUUAUUUUGAAAUUGACGCUCUGUGCAUUUCCUUGUCUGACUUCCUGUCCUGGUCUGUUCAGCUUGUCCCGUCCUCCAAUUUCCACAAACUUUGUGUGCCACUGUCCGACAUUUUGGAGGACGUGCACAGCGGACGAGCCGAACAGACCCCGGGGGAAGGGAAGCAGCCAUGAUGCACACACGUUCACAAAGUUAAAAGUUUAUCUCCAGCCUUAUAAUUCUGGAAGUCAGGUUUUCUCAGGAUCUCAAGGAUCCUGGAGGUUUUUGUUUUGGUAAAUUGUUUUUAGUAAUCUAAAGCUUGUAACAUGUUCCUACUUUAGGUUUCUGACGGUUCUGAUGGACAUGAAACUGAGAAACGUCUGGAUGAACUCUGCAUGGUGUUUUUAAUGAUCUGACAGGUUUUUAAAAUCUUUAAAUGUACGGACUGUUAAAGGUGUUUUAAAGCUCUGAGAGGUUGCUGUUGGGAUCUCGAUGGACUUCUUAAUGGUCCUUGAAACCUCUUUCUUACCCUGGACCCCAAACUCAGCUGAACCUUUACAUCAUGUUUAAAAUUUUGAUUUUAUAAUGUGAAGACUUUAAGCCACGCCCACAGGAGAUCUUUUACCUGCAGGCGAAUGGAUUGGUAGUUUCUGCACUGAGUUUUAAUUCUAGUUUAUUUAGUGAGACCAGAAUCCUGAGUUUUCAGUGAAGACCCUGAAGGUCUGUGAGACCCUGAACUCUUCAGAGACUUGAGCUGCUGCGUCAGUCGAUAUAUUAAAGUGUAUGUGUGUGUGUGAGUGCUUACGCAACCUCAAAGAACACGGCAAAGAAGAGACGCACGCCAUUAUGUUCUGUUCUGGUCUGUGAUUGGUUGAAAGCCAUUACCAGUGUCUCUUCUUCUAAUAUUAAAGAACAGUGAUUGAAGUGUGUUUUCUUUUUAUAAAUCUUUCUCCUCUCUCAUUGGUCAGAGCACUGGCGUAGUAUUGAGGGGGGGGGUCCCUAUUAGUCCUGAAAUAAAUGAUGUUUGUUUGGAUUUCUUUCUGAAACUGUUAAACAAUAAAUGAACAAGAUCGUUUUAAA